GCAACAAGUCAGUUCAAGGCAGGUGGUCUCAUCUGGUUAAAUAAAACGGACAUUUCAUCGACACAAGUGAAGACUAGAAAUCUGAUGGCGACCCAAGGAAAGGACAAAACAACCGACAGAACGUGGCAAAUCUCAGGACAUGACCCACCUACCCAGGCCACCUCGUCCAACAGUCAGGGGGAUCCAGCAGGAAACACUACUCCACCUAAUGAAGAUGGUGUCAACUGGGGCCGUGUAGGUGCAGUCACAGGUGGUGCUUUAAUAACUGGUGCUGUAGCAGUGGCAGCUGCUCCUGUAGUUCUUGGUGUGGCUGGUUUUACUACUGGAGGUGUUGCUGCUGGCUCCGUAGCAGCGGCUGCGCAGUCUGCAAUUUACGGAGGAUUUACAGGGGGAUUUUUCUCGCUUCUGCAGAGUGCGGGGGCUGCUGGCAUAGGAUUGGCAGGAAAUGCUGCUAUUGCGGCAACUGGUGCAACUGUUGGUGGAGCAGGAUCAUAUUUUUUUGUUAAUAGAAAUAGUCGUGGUGAGACCCAAGCUGAGACCAUAAAGUUGUUGAUUUGUGGUGGAGGGAGUGGUGCGCACGCAUUUGGUGGCAUAGCGUCCUCUCGGAAGGGAACUGAAGUUCGUGUGCUUACUUUGAAUCAAGAUGAAGCAAAACGUUGUAGUUCGGUAAUGCAGACCAAGAGUCUUCUAUUUAAGUGGCAUCGCGAGGGACUAGAGCCAACGUCUAUCAAAUCGAAACCAGCAUUAAUUACAACGAACCCAGAUGAAGCCAUCCGAGAUAUCGAUUUCGUGGUCUUUCCCGAGUUUGCCCAUGAACAUUAUUUAGAUGACUAUCUGAAUGCCCUUAAACCACAUAUCAGACCUGGAAUGACCUUGAUUGGUUUACCUGGUGGACCUGACUUCAAUUUCCACGUUUGUAGUGCACUGGGCGAGACUGUGCAGCAGUGUACGAUCCUAAAUUUUGAGUGGUCACCUUGGAUUUGCUCUACCGCAGAGUCUGGUGUUGAAUGUGAUGUUCUUGACACUAAAGAAACUCUUUUGGGGACCAUAAAGGUUAGUUUUAGUACUUACCACUGAUUACCUCGGAUGGACUCUUUCACUCGCCAUAACAGUAUUAUUUCUAAAGUACACAUAUUCCAUUGAAGGAAAAUUAGCAUCUUUGAACUCACUCCAUUCUGGCUUUAUUUUGCUUAUUUACUCGCCUUGCCAUUCCCUAGCCAUGAUUUACCUGUCCACCGUUCGAAAGCGACGUCAAAGACUUACCAACUUGAUUUGCCAUUUUUUUAACCCAGCUGAUUUGAUUAUGCUCAAAACAGGAAUUGACUUUUAAAAACCUCGUGCUGCUCACUAAAUUAGCUGGGUUCACGAAUUUAACACUUUAACACGGUAGCCUUUGAUAUCAUUCUCUCUUCUGAUUCAAUAGUUCUCGUACAAUACAAUACAAUAAUUUAUUAAACUCUCCCCGGAGGGGCCUUUC
This is a messenger RNA of Stylophora pistillata, 1477 nucleotides long. Its product is annotated as tauropine dehydrogenase. Gene Ontology annotation, cellular component: membrane. The record is from RefSeq and is a predicted model, not a curated record. Lineage: Eukaryota; Metazoa; Cnidaria; Anthozoa; Scleractinia; Pocilloporidae.